AUGGACUGCAGGGAACCUGCAUCGUCCAACACUGUUCCAUGGACUGCAUUGACUCCAGCAGCCACCAGGGGGAGCCCACACAGUAGCCGGCCACCUGCAGCGCGGGCAGACAGCGGAGGAGACCGCAAGCAGAACGCUGAGAUUAUAUUCCAGUUGCUUACAAUAAGAUCUCCAGGUAAAUGGUAUCCACCACCUGUCAGUUUUCUGUCUUCCAAUGCAUCACGAGUCCUAAAAACCUCAUCCAAUUUAGACCAAGAAGAGAUUCAGGGACUAAUCCAGCUGAUCCAAUGGCCUAAGGUCCCCAGUGGAGUGGACUUCAUGUCUUCUACAAGUCCAAAAACCACAUUUUAUGUUUUGCUGCAUCCACAAGAAGUCUACAACGUAGGAGAUCGUAUAACUGUUGUCAUAUUUGCUCGGGAUCAUUAUAGUCGCCCAAAAACCUGUGGAGGAGAUUAUUUUCUGGCCAAGUUGCAUUCUCCAAAGCUGAAAGCUGGAGUGACAGGUGCCGUCACCGACCACAGAAAUGGCAGAUAUUCAGUCACGUUCCUUCUGCUCUGGCCUGGAGAUGCCGAGGUUCACAUCUCUCUUAUACAUUCCAGUGAAGCCGUUUCCAUUCUGAGCAGGAAAAGAGACAAGUUUUACUUAAACGGACAUUUCAUCCACAAUGGAAGCAGCGCUACGGUGAAGUGUAAUGUGCAACCUCCAGGACCUGACGUCUGUACAUACCGUAACGUACAAUCCAGAGAGGAGUGGUUCUGCAACCGGCCAAAGGGCUUUCCCUGCAGUGCCUACCAGAAGCAUUUAACAGGUGUCAACCACCCAACACUCAAUGCCACCGAGCAGCAAUUUCUACAAAGGCCGGUCACUGACCAAAUGAUUUCAUCAACUCUGAGAAAAAUCAUUAUCCUUCCCCAGACAUCCGGCACAGAUGAAAGAAGUCUUUGUAGACCUGGACUCUCCAUUCCAGAGCCCUCGGGGUAUUAUUAUCAGGAUGAGUGGCAGUCUCGUGUCUGCAGGAACAAACACUUCACUUCUCCAUCCGAUGUCACCGCCUGUCUGAAGGGAAAGGUUGUCUACCUGUUUGGAGAUUCAACUCUUCGUCAGUGGUGGCUCUACCUUGUGAAGUUCGUCCCAUCUCUACAGAAGGCGAGCCCUAAUGUCAGCUAUGCCCUUGGAUCCCUGCUGGCCACUGAUGCUGAGCAUGGCUAUCUACUAAAAUGGCGGGUACACCAGAUGCCUCUCAGCAUGAUUCACACCAGUGAGCAGAAACUGGCCUACAUCGCCAAUGAGCUGGAUAACAUUGGAGGGGGGGACGAUGGCCUGGUGAUUGUCAUAAACUGCAACGCGCACUUUGUCUCAUUCCCAGUAACAUUUUAUCUGCAGAGGAUAAGAAAUAUCCGUAAUGCUGUUGUCCGGUUAUUGAAGCGAAGCCCCCAGACCAAGGUCAUUAUCAAAUCAGGGAACACCGGCUUCCGAUAUGAAAUCGCCAGUGACUGGCUGUCCUUCCAGCUGGACACCCUAAUGAGGGCCGUCUUCUCAGGACUUCCAGUCGCAUUAUUAGAUGCCUGGCAGAUGACCUCCUGCCAUUACCUGCCCAAAGACCUUCACCCUAAGGAAAUCAUAAUCAAGAACAUGGUGGACUCAAUGCUCUCCUACAUUUGUCCAGAAUAGGUUGGUACAGACAACAUUGUGACCGGAAUCCUCAUCAUCUUUGUUAGGACAUAGGACUACAACCUCCACCCUGACUGUGUCCAAGAGAGACUUCACCCAGCUGUUCUGUACAGUAUAUUGUGGUGUGAAAAAAACAAAACACAUGUUUACUGCUCCUAAUCAAGGUGACCGGAUGCUUUUGACUGUCCAUGCAUGCUUGGUUCGAUGAGAGUAUUGU
Messenger RNA from Bufo gargarizans (Asiatic toad), 1888 nucleotides. RefSeq names its product NXPE family member 3-like. The record is from RefSeq and is a predicted model, not a curated record. Lineage: Eukaryota; Metazoa; Chordata; Amphibia; Anura; Bufonidae. The transcript has 6 exons. The coding region runs from base 1 to 1671 and encodes 556 amino acids.